Messenger RNA from Mytilus trossulus (common blue mussel), 564 nucleotides. RefSeq names its product histone H4. The record is from RefSeq and is a predicted model, not a curated record. Gene Ontology annotation, biological process: nucleosome assembly. Gene Ontology annotation, molecular function: structural constituent of chromatin; protein heterodimerization activity; DNA binding. NCBI's taxonomy places the organism in Eukaryota, Metazoa, Mollusca, Bivalvia, Mytilida, Mytilidae. Gene Ontology annotation, cellular component: nucleosome. The transcript has a single exon. Bases 204 to 515 code for a protein of 103 amino acids.
UUUUCAGAGCUUCAGUCAAAAAGUGGAUUGAAAGUGUACAGAAUUCCUACAGAGUUACCUCCCGGAUUUAGACGAAAACAACCAAUCAGGUCCAACCUAUCAAAAAUUCAGUGGUAUUUCUUUUAGGGCCGCGUUCAUCAGAUAUAUAGCAUAAUUUGGAUAUAGUUGUCAUUCGUUUUAUCGAACUUCAAAAAGCAAACAACAUGUCAGGAAGAGGUAAAGGAGGAAAAGGUCUAGGUAAAGGAGGCGCCAAACGUCACAGGAAGGUGUUGCGUGAUAAUAUCCAAGGUAUCACCAAACCAGCAAUCCGUCGUUUAGCAAGACGAGGUGGUGUCAAACGUAUCUCUGGUCUUAUCUACGAAGAAACACGUGGUGUCUUGAAAGUCUUUUUGGAAAAUGUCAUCCGUGAUGCUGUCACAUACACUGAGCACGCAAAGAGGAAGACUGUCACCGCCAUGGAUGUUGUCUACGCCCUGAAACGUCAAGGCCGUACCCUUUACGGAUUCGGAGGUUAAACAGCCAGCUGAAAAAUACAAAUACAACGGCCCUUUUCAGGGCCACCAA